CAGGUGGGGAAUCUGGGUGUUGUCUUUGACAGCGCCCUGUCCUGGGAAGCACAUGUGUCCGAGCUUAGUCGUCGGUGUACUGGCUUGUUGAUCGGACUGUCUCACGCACGAAAUUGUCUCCCUGACGGCGUCAUUAAAGUUCUCGUUACAUCUCUGGUCAUAUCACGAAUCAACUACUGCCUCACUGUGUACGGUAACGGGACUCAGAAAAAUUUUGACCGACUCCAGAAAAUUUUGAACUUUGCCGCUAGAGUGAUCUUCGGACGGCGUAAGUUUGACCACGUCUCGGACCUGCACGACAGACUUGGCUGGCUAUCACCAAAAUCCAUGUCAGAUUACCUGACACUCACGAUCGCGCAAAAGGUCAUUAAGCAUGAAGAGCCCGAGAACCUCGCUGCACUGUUCGUCCCAAAUCAAAAUUUUCGAGACCGGCACACACGGCAGGAUCAUCUCCUUCAUCUUCCCCGACCGAGGCUUGAAACCGGAAAACGGCGUUUUGAGUACCGCGCCGCGGCGCUGUUAAAUAGCCUCCCACCCCAGGUAGUGCAGCUGCCACCUGCCAGCUUCGCCCGGUCUGCCAGGGCCGCGCUGAUUGACAAAUCCCCGCUGCGCCGCUGACGAGUCUGUUUAGUAGUAGACAAGGCUUGCCGCCAAUAGGUGGACGAUCUGUUUGUGCUUAUGUAUAUAUAUUGUUUGCCUUAUGGACAUAUGUAGAUGAUUAUUGUCGCGACCCCAUCGAUGGAUGACUGUCGUCUAGUGCUGAGUGUUCUUCCCCCUGCCCGCAUGAUUGUUACCCAUUAUACUCGGAUCUAAGCCGUAAUCGCCACGCCAUAUGUGGAAGGCUUUUGGUGUCAAUACAUACAUACAUACAUACAUACAUUUAUCUGAAACGUGCACACAUCAUCAUAAGGAAAACUGAUCAGAAUCCUUAUGUGGUAGCCAUGAACGUUAACUUUCAACUAUCCGACCUGGGUAGUGGGUCCUGAUCCCAAUUAGCUUGGAGUAAGGCGCAAGGGUACCUAAUAGUCGUAUGCAUAACAUUUAUUUACCGUUACUGUUAGUGACCAUUAGUAGAAAGAUUACCUGCAUGCUUAAUUUUACGUUUCAGGUAAUUGUGAAAAUAUGUCUACUUUCUCGAAAUCAAUUCGUGCUAACCGGUCGCCGUUCGGCGGCAGCCGGUAGCAGCCUCCGCCCGUCUGUCACAAAGUGUCACCUGUCAUCAGCCGCCCGCCGCGUGACCGACUGCAGCUCCGAGACGUGCCGCCAAAACCACCGACCGUCAUCUGUCACCCCCCCCCCCCCCUCCUCCAACCCACCCACCUACCGCGGGUCGCUCAAUACCACUCCCACCGACGGAGGAGGGGGAGGGAGGGGGUUGACGCGCGACCGGCCGACCGCCGCCUUCACACGCGCCACGUGACCCACGGACCACCUCUGACGUCACGACUACCGCCGAUGCAGAGGGCGCUGGUGUCGCGCUGCCAACACCGAGCGCACGAGACGGCCGGCAGCCAGUCGCGUGCCACGAGUCUAAGGGUCUGGGCGUGUUUCGGCGAGCGGAGAGCAGACUUGGUCGAGCGAGCGAGUUGGAGAGAAGAGCUCACAGAAUAGCAGCCAUGCCGAGCAGCGGGAGGAUCUCGGAGACCAGGAGGGUAAACAAGCCCAUCAUGGAGAAGCGGCGCCGAGCGCGCAUCAACGACUGUCUGAACGAGCUGAAGAGCCUGGUGCUGGAGGGUCUCAAGAAGGAUCCUGCUCGUCACUCCAAGCUCGAGAAGGCCGACAUUCUGGAGAUGGCCGUCAAACACCUGCGCUCCCUGCAGGCGCGGCCGGCCGCCCCAGCGGCGCGCUUCCAGGAGGGGUACGCCGACUGCGCGCGCGAGGUGGCCGCCUUCCUGAGCGGCCGUCCGGAGCCGGAGCCGGAGCUGCGCCAGCGGCUGAUGGUGCACCUGGCCGGCGCGUACCGGCCGCAGGCCCCGCCGGCCGACCGGUCCGACCCGGCUCCGGCCGUGCUCAGCCCCGCCGGCGUGCAGCUGGUGCCGGCCGUGCUGCCCAGCGGCGAGCUCGGCUACAUCGUGCAGCCGGCGCCGGCCGGGCUGCUGCUCGGCUCCCCGACCCCGGCCGCCGCCACGAACACAGAGCCGGCCGCGGCCAGCGUGGGCGGCUCGGAGGCCUCCUCGUGCAGCGUCGGCUCGGCCAGCCCGGCGCCCUCCUGGGACCCGGCCGAGACGCGCUGUUCGCCCAGCCCCUGCUCGUCGGAGCGGUCGUUCGGCUCGUGCGCCGGCCGUGCCGACAGCCCGCAGCCGCUCGACCUGGUGGCGCACAACCGUCACCACGACGAGGAGGCCCACUGGAGGCCCUGGUGAGGUCCACUGGAGGCCCUGGUGAGGUGACUGCGUUCACCUGAGGCCCUCAGGAGGCCUGCUCUUUCCACAGUCUGUGCCUUGAGACACUGCCGUUGCGGAGCUCACGCAAAGUUUUCAUUCCAAUGUGUAGCUGUGCGAACAUGGGCCUUACAAUGUAUAUUAACGUGAUAAGCGCUGUGUAGAGGUCUUGAUUUAUGUGAUUGUUUUGUAUGUUUCUUAAGUGCCAUCUGUCUGCCUGCCAAAACUGUUGUGCUAUGCAAACGACACUGAGAUCGAACGCUCGUUGGAUGACUGGGAAGUGCUACUGUUACCUGUAUAAAUAUCUAUUUGUGUGCCAUGCGAUUACGAAAUAUGUCAAGAUGUGUCAUUGAAUAUGCCAGUCCGAAGCAGAAUACAACUGCCGAGAAGUGA
This is a messenger RNA of Amphibalanus amphitrite, 2774 nucleotides long. Its product is annotated as protein hairy-like. Bases 1617 to 2363 code for a protein of 248 amino acids. Gene Ontology annotation, biological process: anterior/posterior pattern specification; regulation of neurogenesis; regulation of transcription by RNA polymerase II. The transcript has 2 exons. Gene Ontology annotation, molecular function: RNA polymerase II cis-regulatory region sequence-specific DNA binding; DNA-binding transcription factor activity, RNA polymerase II-specific; protein dimerization activity. The record is from RefSeq and is a predicted model, not a curated record. NCBI's taxonomy places the organism in Eukaryota, Metazoa, Arthropoda, Thecostraca, Balanomorpha, Balanidae. Gene Ontology annotation, cellular component: nucleus.